AUGUCAUUGGAAGAACGUAGGCGCUAUAUAAGCGCUAUAAAAAGAGCUUCAACUGACCAGCGAUUUAGAAGAGAUUACGAAAACCUGAUCAAUAUGCAUCAAAGGCUUUUUUUCGAGUUAAUCCAUGAGGCACAGCAGUUUCUUCCUUGGCAUCGCUGGUUCAUACUCCAAUACGAAAAUCUUCUUCGGAGGGUCGAUUGUAAGGUUACUGUUGCCUUCUGGGAUUGGAGUCUUGAUUCCAACCCAUGGGACGCAUCAAACGAGCAGGAACUUUGGCACAGUGGUGACUCUGGGUUUGGUGGGAAUGGCCGGAGAGGCUGUGUGCAGGAUGGACCUUUCAGACAGGGUGUUUGGUCUGCCGUGUCACCUACUGGACGGAAGUGCUUAAACCGCGAAUUUAGGGGUAUUCCUCCCGACGCAGCCGCAGUGCGAGAAGUUAUUCUUCAGAAUAAUUUCGUGAACUUUGAAAGAGAACUCAGGGUUAACCUCCACGACCAAGUACAUUGUCUGAUUGGAGGUACCAUGUGCUCAAUUGAGUCUGCAUCUGCUCCGGAGUUCUUCCUUCAUCACGGUUUCAUCGAUAAAAUCUGGGAUGACAGGCAAAAGAGGACCAGGAACUACGCAUGGCGACAAGAAUCGCUGAUGGGUAGCGGAGGAGUCCAAGCCACAGCGGUGACCAAUCUCUCUCAACAACCAGGAGGCGUACGAGUUGAGUAUGAGGCGUCCCAGAGGGAAAACAGAAUAAUGAGUCGACUAAAAGGCAAGAGUAUCGAGCAAUUGCAUAACACAAAACGCAAGUCGUUUACUAACCUCCUGGGAGCGUCGCUCCGUCUGUUCCAAGUGAGCGCAGAAGAAGCCAAAAAGGCAAGGGAAGACGAGAAGAUACUUCAGCCUGUGAAUGCUGGUUAGGAAGA
Messenger RNA from Pocillopora verrucosa, 914 nucleotides. RefSeq names its product tyrosinase. NCBI's taxonomy places the organism in Eukaryota, Metazoa, Cnidaria, Anthozoa, Scleractinia, Pocilloporidae. The record is from RefSeq and is a predicted model, not a curated record. Gene Ontology annotation, molecular function: oxidoreductase activity.